UGCGCCAUCUUUGACAACAAAUAACCCAUCUAUAAUAUUUUUGUUUUCAAAAAGUAUCGAAAAGUAUGAUAGAACACUAAAUCGCUAUAAAUAACCGAAGCAUACGUCUGGUCUUCACCGUAUCUAACGCGUUAUAAUACAUUCAAAGUCUCCGGGAAACAUUUGUGGCGAGAUGUCGCUUGUGGAUUUGGGUAAGCGUUUGUUGGAGGCAGCACGCAAAGGACAGGAUGAUGAAGUGAGGUCACUUAUGGCCAAUGGAGCUCCUUUUACUACAGACUGGCUGGGAACCUCGCCGCUUCAUUUAGCAGCGCAAUACGGGCACUACUCCACUGCUGAGGUGCUUCUCCGUGCCGGCGUGAGUAGAGAUGCCCGCACUAAAGUCGAUCGGACCCCCCUCCACAUGGCUGCUACAGAGGGCCACUCAAGCAUCGUUGAGCUAUUGGUCAAGAGUGGAGCAGACAUCAAUGCCAAAGACAUGCUGAAAAUGACCGCCCUGCACUGGGCUACAGAACAUGGGCACAGAGGAGUCGUGGAACUGUUGAUCAAAUAUGGAGCUGAUACUCAUGCCCUCAGCAAGUUUGACAAGACGCCUUUUAACAUUGCGGUGGACCGAGGAAACACUGAGCUGAUGCUGUUGUUACAGGAGGGAAUGCAGAACCAAGUGAACAUGAAUCCAGAGAGGACUAUCCUAAGCAGCACAUCACCCGCCACAGCCAGCCCUCAGUUCAUCAUCUCCUCCUCUGGAGUCGUCAAUCUCUCUGAUAUUGUUCUCAGUAAUGCUAAGGCUAACACAGCAGGAGCUGCAGAGAGUGUGAUUACUGCUGAUUCGGUAGAUUCUGCCAUCCAGCAUCUUGUAGGGGAGGAUGGCCAGAGAGUCAUCACCAUAGUAACCGACCAACAGGGAAACCUGCAGACUGGCAACUUGGGACAGAAAUUCUUUGUCACAAUGCAGGGGCAGCAAAUGGUUGCAGUGCCAGCGGGUCAGAUUGCAGAAGAAAUCAUAACAGAGGUCACCAAACCAGUCCCAACACGGAAGCGGAAAUUUGAAUCAACCGUCAACCACACAGAUGUCAAACAUAAGGAGCCCACUGAGAAGGACAGUCGGGAACUACUGGAACAGCAGCUAAAAGAAGCAAACAGAAAAGCCCAGGAGUACAGACAGCAGUUACUAAGAAAGGAACAGGAAGCUGAGCAGUACAGGCUUAAACUAGAGGCCAUUGCCAACGGGCAGACCAAUGGUACCAGCACAGAGCCCCAAGAGGAAGUGGUGCUCCAGGAAGAGGAAGAGGAGGAGGAGGAGGUGGUUGGCGAAGAGGAAGUUGUCAUGUUGCCAGAAGGGGCCAUCAUUAUUAAAGAGGAGCCCCUUGACUCAACAGCAGGAGAAACAGUAACGUUAGUAGAGGCUGCAGAUAUUAGAGCUACCUCAGAGGGCACGCCGUAGCAGUGAACCUAGAGACUCAAACACUCAGGAAUUACAUACACUCUAGUCUGUGUGCCUGGAGUGUGACAUUGUAUUUAUUCAUUGUAAAUCAUAACCUUUUGUUUUUAUCCUUUUUUACUCAUAGCAUUCAGUUUCUGUACAAACCUCUACAAAGAUGUAGCAUGAGUUAUAUUUAGGUGGCCACAACGAUGCUGAGUUGCUCAGAUUGACAGAAUAGGAAGACCAGACGUGUCUUUUUAACAUACAGCCGUGCAAGUUAUAGAAGAUUUAGAGAUAAUGCUUUUCAAUCAAGCCCUGUUAUGCACCUCUAAUGCAUACUGUACUGUUAGUACACACCAUAGUGUACUGAAUGUUCUGGGUACACACAAUUUUGACUCGUUCUUUAAGUUUUAUUAAAAAAAAUGCAAGUUGUGGUUAUUAUAGUAAUGCACUUUGAUAAAAAAAUAAACUGGGACAGUGUUCUGGAGGUUUUAAAAACAUAAAGGUGAAGCUGAUAUUUUUGUAAAAUGACCUGCAUUAAUGAAUCGGUAUGAAAUGUAUGAUUUGAGAUGCAAAAUAUGCCUUUUUAAACUAUAUUCAAGGUCAGUGAACCAUGAAAAUAUUGUACAAAAAUUACUAGGUUUACAAGCGGAAUGCUUAUUGCCUGGUGCAGUGUUGUGCUUUAUUAUAACCACGAUUUUUCUUUCUUAAAAAAAAAAAGAAGGUCAAGUGCAAAUGCAGUUGGUAGAGCUUAACUUGAACUUGGAACAUUCCUAAAAUAGUGACAUAAGAAAUUUAGAAUGAAGGUUAACAGUAGUUUAUAUAACGAACAAUACUAGACAUUAUUCAAGAUAAGAUGACUUAUGUUAUGGCUUUGUGUAACAUUGACCUGCUCCUACAGUGUGAGGCAUGUCUUAAUGAUGCAGACGGCAUUGGGUGGUGUGAUAAUCAGUAGCUUUGUAUUUACUUAGUAAACAGACUCAUGUAUUGUAAUAUUUUUUGCUGUUUAUAAAGAUAAUUUACUCCUUUCAGAUUUCAUUGGAUGUUUCACUUUUUUUUUUUUUUUAAUCUUACAUAAUUUCCUUUGUUCUGUUAAGACACUAAAUCACGAUUUGCAUUUCAGUGUUUCAUGCUCUAAAAAAUAUGCAACAUGUCUUUGCUUGCAUUUCAUGUGCCUGUUUUGACUUUCCCUGUAAAUUUUCUCAGCUGCUUUCUUUAUAGAUGUUAGCAGCUUUUACCGUCAGUGUUUAAGUGAAGUUAUAUCAUCGGUUGCGCUCACGUUCUGUAUGUCAAGUUUUAAAAUGUGAAUGCAAUUUUGUUCAAAUGUUCUAUAGAUUUUCUUCUCAUAUAAAAAUUGUUUUGCAUUAUCUUUGACAUGUUUUCCAGGUACACAGCUGAUGAUUAACAUUUCAUGAAUUGAAUUUCAAGGGCUUGCAUUACCAUUAUUGUGCAAAACUGAUUUUUGCUCAGUACAUAUGCAAAUUUACAGUUUUCUUCUAUCGAAAACCAUGAAUAUUAUGAUUUUGGAGGACAUGAUUAUACUAUUUAUUGAAUAAUGGGGGAUUCAUUUGGUUAAGACAAUGUUUUUCCCUUAUAUUUUUCUUGCUUAUUAUGCAUUUAGGAUUUCUGUUGUAUAGGAUGUCAUCAACAGUGCUUUAUAGGCAAAAACAUUGAUAAUCUGUUGAAAUUAGGCCUAAAGCAAGUUAUGUUUACACUUUUAUUUUGAUGUAAAGUUUGAAGGGCAUAAUUACUUGUAUUUCAGUGUGUUGGAAGCAAAUGCUUAGAGUUCUAACUAAAAGUAGACCCAAGUACAUGAUGCAUAACAAAGAACAAGUUUGUUCCUGAGUUUUCUUGUUUGCAUAUUUUUUACACAUAUAUUUUUGUAAUGAAACACUAUCUGGGCUUUAGUGCACUUGCAGCUACAUUUUUAU
Molecule: messenger RNA, 3351 nt
Organism: Sinocyclocheilus grahami
Lineage: Eukaryota; Metazoa; Chordata; Actinopteri; Cypriniformes; Cyprinidae
Product: GA-binding protein subunit beta-2-like
Exons: 8
Coding region: 173-1441 (422 amino acids)
Biological process (GO): positive regulation of transcription by RNA polymerase II
Cellular component (GO): nucleus
Molecular function (GO): protein binding; transcription cis-regulatory region binding
Source: RefSeq, a predicted model, not a curated record